CCCGUCUCCAAAAUCGUUGGCCUUGAUUCGGCCGUUGAAGACGAGGAAGCCGGAUUCGUCAUGAGAUGCUCACUACCUCCCCACAGGGAAUCGAUAGGGUUCCGGUUCUACGACGAUUACGAAACCCAUUACCACAAUUUUCACACAAACAGGUGCAUUGAGUGCCGCAAGAAUUUUCCAACAGAUCAUCUUCUCAAUGUACACAUUGAAGAGUGUCAUGACCCCCUGGCGAGGGUCGCCAGAGAAAAGGGAGAGCACACAUAUUCCUGCUUUGUUGAAGGAUGCGAGCGCAAGUGCAUGACUCCCCAGAAGAGGCGACUUCAUCUGAUAGACAAACACAAAUUUCCUCAUAAUUUCUUCUUCGCUGUCACAAAGGACGGAAUUGAUGGGAAACGUUCGCUUCUCAUAGAAGCUAGCCGUAGGCGCAGAUCGUCGGCUGGUUCUCAAUCACAAGCGAAGGAAUUAAGGCGCCGUGCAAAUACCCUGGAAAAGGAAGCGUCACAGCCCGAUAACAAAUCACAGCCAUCGCAGCCUUCCACUACGGCGGAUAAGGGCAAGGCGAAGCCGGAGAAAGCAGAUACUGAUAUGGCAGAUCUUACUGGAGCCAUGUCAGCGUUACAAUUCGUACCAUCCAGCGUCCGGUUCGGCCGAGGCCGAGCAGGCUUCUCAAAGAGGUAA
Messenger RNA from Trichoderma atroviride IMI 206040, 678 nucleotides. RefSeq lists its product as uncharacterized. The record is from RefSeq and is a predicted model, not a curated record. Lineage: Eukaryota; Fungi; Ascomycota; Sordariomycetes; Hypocreales; Hypocreaceae.